GAUUCUGGUACUAGACCAGGGGAAAGUUGCGGAGUAUGACUCACCCGACAAUUUACUGAGCGAUACCAACACCAUCUUCUACGGCUUGGCGAAAGAGAGCGGCAUUGUCAACUAA
Sphaeroforma arctica JP610 is the source of this 115-nucleotide messenger RNA. RefSeq lists its product as hypothetical. The record is from RefSeq and is a predicted model, not a curated record. The transcript has a single exon. Lineage: Eukaryota; Ichthyosporea; Ichthyophonida. The annotation marks the transcript as partial.